Propithecus coquereli (Coquerel's sifaka) is the source of this 1774-nucleotide messenger RNA. RefSeq names its product C-type lectin domain family 4, member E (gene CLEC4E). The record is from RefSeq and is a predicted model, not a curated record. The coding region runs from base 102 to 758 and encodes 218 amino acids. Lineage: Eukaryota; Metazoa; Chordata; Mammalia; Primates; Indriidae. The transcript is spliced from 6 exons.
UUGAUUUUCCCUGAAAAUUACCAACUCCUGGACUCAGAAACUGAGAAAAGGGAGAAAGAUCCAGAAGGGGGAAGAAAGAGAGAGACAACAAGAGAGAAAGAAUGAAUUCAUCCAAAUCACCUGCAUUACCGUACCCAGAGAGAGAAUGCUUCUCUUCCCAGGUGUUUUUAUGGACUGUUGCUGGCAUCUCCAUCCUGUUUCUCAGUGCCUGUUUUAUCACCAGAUGUGUUGUAACAUAUCACAUCUUCCAAAUGUGUGAUGAGAAAAAGUUCCAGCUUCAAGAGAAUUUCACAGAGCUCUCCUGUGACAAUGAUGGAUCAGGUUCAGUCAAGAAUUGCUGUCCAUUGAACUGGAAACAUUUUCAAUCUAGCUGCUACUUCUUUUCUACUAACACUCUGACCUGGACAUCAAGUUUAAAAAACUGCUCGGCCAUGGGGGCUCACCUGGUGGUUAUCAACACACUGGAGGAACAGGAAUUCCUUUUCCACGUGAAACCUAACAACAAAGAGUUUUAUAUUGGAUUGACGGACCAGGUGGUGGAGGGUCAGUGGGAAUGGGUGGACGGCACACUUCUCACAGAAUCUCUGAGCUUCUGGGACGAAGGUGAGCCUAACAACAUACUUAGCCUGGAGGACUGUGCCACCAUAAGAGAUUCUUCCAAUCCAAGGAAAAAUUGGAAUGAUAUAUCCUGUUUCUUCAAUAUGUUUCGGAUUUGUGAAAUGCCAGAAACGUAUUUUGAACAAAGAAAAAUCUCUUAAGAACAAAAGGCACAACUUAACAUAUAAAGGACAAGGAAAAAGAGUGUGGCCAAAUCCACAACCCCAUUAUGAGAAAAGUAUACAAUGCACUUCAGAGGACUUUAUAAGUAUUUUUUACUCUGAUAAAAAUAAGUAGUUUUGCAUGUUAUUUAAUAUGAUUCAUAAUACUGACUGAAGUGCAUUUUUUCUCUACAUUAGUCUCAGGUCCUCUUCCCAGAGUCACUAGCAAAUGUCGUAAGAAGAAAGAAAUGCUCCUUUUGGUACAUUUGGUCAUUUUUGAGUAUUUAUAUGAAAGGACAGGGACAUAAAGCAAGUACAGAGUCCAGCAAAGAAGAGGAUUUUGGAAAUUGUCUUUGAACAGUCACCUGAAUUCGGCCUCUAUGUUAUCUUCUUUCUAGCUUUUGAAAAGUCUGCCUUCUCUUUUUGAUUUCAUGCUGUUUCUACAUCCUUCCCGGGCACAUAUCCUCUCUAACCUACCCUGUAUAAUGAGUAAAAAGCUCCUCAAGUCAUGGAAUUUAUUCCUGCUCAGAAGAUGGGUGUGGACUUCCUGGCCACAGGCCUUCACUGCAUCUCCUUGGGGAAGAACAUGCCGACCUUCAAGUCCAAACAGACUGCUAUCGAAUCCAUGCAUCCCUGGCACUAUCUUUGCUCUCUAUUCUCUUUGACUGAAUGACUGGAUCUCACCUGAAUUUGUAUCUAUUGCUCAGCUAGCACCAGAGUCCAAUAGUCAAAUUAUUUUAAGAGAACUUUCAGCUUCACACUUUCUUAUCUCAAACCUAUCUAGUUAUUGCAUAAUAUUGUAUCAAUAUGGAUAAUAAUAUAUAAAUAACAUGGCAGCUUUUACAACCGUGUUUCUUGCAUAAGAAACCCAUAAGGACACCCUCAAAAAUUCAUACAUUGGAAUUAAUGUAUAAUCAUUGAAUGGGAAAAUUCAACUGAACAAGUGAAUGUAAUAUAUUAGCUUUCUUUACAAAAGUUCAUUUCUGUUAGGCAUUGUGACAAUCUGGUUUUGAAAA